Vitrella brassicaformis is the source of this 17525-nucleotide messenger RNA. NCBI's taxonomy places the organism in Eukaryota, Vitrellaceae. The record is from the annotation of a GenBank genome assembly.
CAGAAACAAGUCAGAUGUCUGUGUUGAGGCAGAGUGCCACCCCCUGCAGCACCCAGAGGCUGGGGUGCUCCUUUGUGUGCAGGUUGGCGUCGAACACCCAGCCCACACCCAUGGCGUUGCGGCGGUCCUGCGUGACGUACACGGGGGUGGUCAACGAGUCACGCAGCUUCAAACGAUUUGCCUCGAUCGGCACAAUCUGCAUUCCACACAUGACGGAGGCAAUGUGUGCGUGUCUAAUCUCAGGGGUGGUCCCCUACCUGUAUGAGUGGCAUCUCCUGGACGAGCUCCUUGGGGUUUUGUCGGGUGAGACACCCCUUCUCCAUAUCCCAGCGGGCACCCUUAACACACACACACACACAUGGCUCUCUCUUUUUCGUUUGCCCUGCCUAGCCUUGCCCAUCUCACCUCUAGGUAGAGCCCCUCGAUGUAUGUGCCGUGCUCCAGCCGCUUGGUGACCUGGCUGCGGUCCGUGAACUUGGUCACGACGGUGUAGAGGGUGGAUUUGUCGAGGGCCCACCCCUUCUUGCGGCACGUGGCCUGCACCAGGGCCGUCAGCAGCGAGUCGGGGAUGUGGAAACCCGACAUCCAAAACACGCUCGGCUCGCCCUGAGUCGCCCAAUCGACGUACUGCUUGUACCGACGCGUGAAGUGCUCCAUCCAUGACCCCAGCGGCUUGAGCGUCGCCGGCGCCAGACGGGCCCACGCAGGGGGCAGGAAGCCGUUGAAGAGUGAGUUGCCCAUUUCGUCAAGCUCGGCUGAUAUGCCGAUCUCUCCCUUGAGGGCCCGCUUCAGGUCGGCCAGCAUGAGCCCCAUGCGACUGACCAGAGCAUUGAAGCGCUCGAUCUCCUACAGAGAGAGACCCCUUACAAUCAAGACUCUCUCUCUGUCUCCUUGUCUGUGCGAGCACGGAUAGAUCGGCCGACUUACCUGCAUGAGGACCACUUCUGACGGCGUCGGGACGUCGUCCUUGACGAAUUUGAGCUCCUCCUUGGGCAGUUUGUCCUCAAUGUCGGUCGCCACCUUCUUGAUGUACUCGUCGCGGUUGACCCCGCCCGACACGGCACCCUCCGACGUCUGCAUAGUGAUGAGCCCGUGCCACAGCCGCUUGGCGCUGUCGGUGAAGUAACCGAUCUCCGCGUUGGGAUGCAACCCGAACACCUCUGGCGAAUUGAUCAGAGGCAGCUCCUGCACAUUACAGGGAUGGAGGCAUUGUCCGUGUCUCUGUGUAGGAGGUGGGUGGAUGUCUCAGCUACCUUGAUGUAGUUUUGGUAGACGUCGAGCGGUCCUGGGUUGGGGACCUGGUAGUCGAAUCCUGAUUGGCUAAAGAAAAAGGGCUGGUCCUCGUCGAACAGGAAAUCGCCCAUGUACUCGCUCAAAUACGUGACCAGCACACGACGGUCGAAGUCGUCAGUCACACGACCACCGUACAUGGCCUCGCCAAUCAGAUACCUACACACAAACAGACACGUGGGUGUCUCUCCGGCUCCCGUGUGGUGGAUGUACUUGAGUGAGCUCCAUGGGACGGGGUCGUCGUUGUCGAAUGCCUUGCCGAGGUACAUGCUGAGCAGCCGUAUCGAUAUCCUGAAGUCGCUCUCGUUGAAGUCGUAGCUCACGUUCCACCCGAUCUUGCCGUACUUUCGCCGCUCCUGCACCACAGCGUGGAAGAAUGCCACCACCCACACCAGCGACCGAUACGCCGGGUGUGGGCACUCGUCCAGAUCCUCGUCAGACAGCUUAGUGUAGGAGCCCUUGACGUUCAGCUUGAGGCCGUCCGGCGGCUCCGUGACCACCUUCAGCGAGCGCUGAAGAAUGCCCAGUGGGAAGGCGUCGGUCGGGAGGGUCGUGAGCCAUAGUCUGAAGUCCUUGUGCGGCUUGUGCAUGCCCUCGAGUAUCUUCUCGAGGGUCUUGAGCCAUGAGGCCAGCAGGUGGCAGUUCUGCAACAUGACCCAGUGGCCUCUCUGGUAGCCCGUCUCGAUGUAGUUGGCCGCCUGUUGACCCAUCCCCUGACCAAGCGCCAGGAACUUGAACUUGGUGCCCGAGAAGCCAAGGUGUUCGCCGAGCUUCUGCACGUCGCUCUGGGGGUCGGCGCCCGGAGACAGGAUGAACACGACCGGGCUAUUCUCUGAUGACUGCGCGAAGAUCUUGUCGUACCUGCCGUCAUGGAUGAGACACAUCAGCGUGUAUGCCUGUGCAUGCGUGCAAUGCCUCACUGAAGGCUGGGUGGCUGGACGUAGUAGUCCUGCAGCCGCCAAAUGACAAAGUUCUUGAUCGCGUUGUAGACCCUGUCCGUUCUGAAGCAGCGGAUGACGAGCAUCUUCUGGAACAUAGACAGGCUCUCCGAGUAGCCCAUGGGGAUUGGCUCGUCCUCGGGACGCUCCAAAUCGUACCAAUCCUUCCACACCUGAGUAUAUCAUGCACCCUUCACACAUGCACCGUGCCAACAUACACGCACGGUUCUCUCUUCUGACCUGCACACUUUCCUGGAUAUCUUUGAGGAGCGUCUCGAACGGGGCCUUUAGCUUGGUGAGUAGCUGCAGGUCCUUCCAGCCUCCGUCUGGGAACCACUCGAGCCCCGGCGAUUUGGGCUGGACCUGCUCGAGUGAUGUAUUGCCUUUGGUGAAGAAGUCGAGCUCGUCGCGCUGGAGCUCGGCCUCCCCGUCCAUGAUCAUGGUGGUCAUCUGGAAACUGAACAUCAACUUGUGGUUCUCGAAAAUACCCAUGCACACGAAGUCAUAGACAUUCUGUGUCAGCUUCUCGGUCACGUUCUUCAGCCUACAACACAGCAGCAGCAGACAGACGCACCGAUUUGCUGCUCGUCCGUGGAUGCUUGCCUGUUGUCGACAAUGCGAUCGGGUCUGGCCUCUCUGAGUGACCGCUCGAAGACUCCCAGGUAGGCGUUGAGGGAGUACUCGUACAUGAAAGAAAUGUUGGCAAGACCGACCAUGGAGAAAUACAAGAUCGACCCACGCUUGGCAACGCGCUGGUACACACUACGAAGCUGCACACAUGAACGAGACACAUGGGGAUUGGACAUGGGUGCGAUGUCUUUUGGUUGUGUGUGCAUACCUUGUCUAUCUCUACAGCGGUGACCUUUCCGUCCUCUAGAGACUUGGCGAUCUCUACUGCCUUCUCCUUGGUGUUCUGAAGCGUCGCGAUCAGCUCCUCGUUGUCCAAGAUGCUGCCCUUCGACUGAGCCAGCUCGCGAAGCAGAACGUCCUCCAGCUGCUUCAGCGUCUGCUUGUCCUCACUCAUCCGGUGAAUCAGCUCCUGCCUCUCCUUCUCGAGGUCGGGCCUCUCGAAGCCCACCACGACGUUGAGUAGCUGGUCCUGCAGUCCCUGCAUGGUCACGGUGUAGUUGAUGAUCGACACCUUGCCCAUGACCUCCGGCGAGUAGCUGGGGUUGGACAAUUUGGUGGUGAGGAAGAGCAGGAAGCUGUCCGACCACUCGAUCUGGUUGUCGCCGAGUGUAAUCAUGGUCUGUCCGCCCUCGACGGUGACGCUCUUCUCGAGAACAGGGUCGAUCAUGGGGUCGAGCUCGUUGUCGAUGCCUUCGAACAGGAACGGCUUGCCGUACUGGAUAGCCAGCUCAAGGUGCUUGGCGUAGUCGUCGUUGAAGGUCUUGACCACCAAACCAUUCUUCUCGUGGGCUGACUUGAUCCAGUGCACAGCCUGACACACACAGAUAAAGAGACAUACGUGACGGAUGCCUUCGCGUCCUUGUCUCUCUGUGCAUGGCUACCUGCAUCUGUGGGUCGAUGCACAGAGGAAACCUCGACGCCCUCGUGGUGAGGAUGCCGUUCUGCACCGAGAGCUCAUCUGACGGCAGCCCCUGGCCUGCCCACAGGGCCACCUCCACAUCCGACGUCAGCAGGUCUUCCAGCUUGAAGGGCGACGUCAUGGGGAUAUUGCGGUCAGUCACGUCACCCAACCAGUGGUCGACCACCUGCACGCAUCAAGCACCGCAGGGCCCAUUUGCGCGUCCAUGUCUGGGGAGUGUUCAGUUUGUGACCAUUCUGUGUCUGAAGUCGAACGAGAAUGGCCCCGUGUACGAGAGGAAGCCGGCGCCGACCAGACAGUCGCCCACGAGCUUCUUCUUGGUCUCUGCCUGCGACUGGAGGUCUGCAGUCCACCGCACCCGCUCGGACCCCAGCCCCUCGAUAAGGUGGCUGGCAGCAGUGAGGCGCCGCUCCAUGGUGGCCGCCUCGUCUUGCAGCUCCUUGAGCUUGGCGGACUGCUCCACCUGGUCGGCAGUGAGCUUCUCGAUCUGCUCGGUCAGCUGAACCAGCUCCUUCUGGAUGGCGGCGAGGUUGCGUUCAGCCGUCUCUUUUUUCUGCUGCAGCUCCCUGACGAGUUUGCGCUUGGGCUCCACUGUCCUGGCGACCUCGUGGUAGUGAACCAUAGCCUUGACCCAUGUGAGCAGCCCGUUGCCGGCGACGGAUAUCUUCUUCAUGGCUUGGCCCUCAAACGACUCGGGGUCCUUGGAGAAGUAAUCCUUAAUCUUCUUCACCUGCUUGUCUGGUGGACGACACGGACGUGGCAAUGAAGUGCGUGCGUGUCUGAGUAUGUACCUGUGAUGUCAUCCUUUGGAUAUUCGAGGAGACUCUUCAUGAAGUUGACAUCGGACAGCAUCGCCUUGGCCCCGUUCCACCCGUCUCCCUCUGACUUGGGUGUGACGAGCACCACCACACACAUGCACACGUACAUGACGGGCUUGGGCGGGGUCGUGAACGCCUUGAUCUCCGUAAUGUCCUUCUUGUCAAGAUUCUCUAGCGCCUGCGCGGCCAUCUCGAGGGCCGGGAUCGCCGCUGCCAACGCCACAUCGGCCUCGGCCUUCUCUUUCGUGAUGAUCUACACCAGAGACACAGAGGCAGGCAAAAGUCGCUACUUAUGUUGUUUCUCCGUCUUCUGUCCGUCACCUCAUUGUCCCUGGCGAUCUGUUCGGCCGCAGCAGUGGCCUCUUCUUGACGCUUGUUAGCCUUUUCGCUCUUCUCAUUGAUGUCAUGGAUGAGCGCCUCGACCUUCCUGGCGUUCUCGUCGACGAUCACCUUCUUCUCCGCCAGUUCCUUGCUCAUGAUCUCCACUGCCUCUGCGGCCUGGAUGAGCUUGGUGAGCCCGCCCUCCAGCCGCUGUGACAUGGCGUCCAGGUUCUUGCGAUUCUCGGCCAGCUUGCUGCGGUAGUUGUUGAUGAAGUCCAGGUAAUUCUUGGGCGUUGCGUAGUUCUUACGCCGGCGCUGCAUCUCAAACUCGGGACUGUACUUCUCUGUCACGCUGAGAUGGACCAUCACAAAGUGCUGUACAAUCUCGUCGCGACUCUCGUCGGGAAGCGACUCGUUCUGAAGCAGAGAGCAUAUGUACCCGGCCUGCAACGGGUGUCCGUGCGCCUACCUGUAGGAAAUGGCUCGCGACGGCGUGCAGGGCCUCAGAAGGCCACGGGAAGAACCAGUCGAUGGACGUGCAUGACACGAGACCGGGGAAGUUGCGGCAGCGAGUGCGAAGUGAGCUGCCGGCAGGAGACAUCGCCAGCACUAGGUGCAGGUUCUCUCGGGCCUGCAGCGCACACACACGCACACACAACUAAUGUAUACGAUGCUGCAAUAUUUCAAGGAUGAAUCGGAAAACACAUUUGACCUUGGAGACACAGAAGUUCCACAUGCGGUCUCCCCUGAUGCCCUGCUCGGAAGCCUCCUUUCUGAUCUUGCCGAUGAGGCCCUCCUUCUCAUCCUCAGCGAACAAGGCCGGCACCAUGCCCACAGUGAGGAGGUUGUUGAGGUACUCGAGAAACCCCUCCUCGACCACAUGGGCGUCAGUGAAGAGGAAGGUGCGAGGGGCGGAGACCACCUCUGUGUACAGAGCCUUCAAGUCGUCGCGGAACUCCGUGUCACCGUAGCCGCGCGACAGCGUGAUCUCAGACAGAGUAUACCUGGAUGGGCAAAGAAGAGAAAGGAAAGCAAGGACCACGGUAUGUCAAACCCCCUGUGUGUACCCUGCGGCGAAUGUGGCGAGUUUUGUGAGGCUUUGUCGGCCCGAGCCGCCAGUGCCGACCAGCAGCGCGUUGCCCUGCGGCAUGCGGAUGAUGCGGUGGAUGCGGACCAGGUGGGAGAGGGCGUCCUCGAACAGCACGAGAUUCAUCGGCCUCUUCUCGGCAUUGUAGUUCUCCAGCAGCUCGUUGAAUAUCUUGCGCACCGUUCCGUAGUCACCCAUGUCCUGAUACAGCCGCACCUAUAUGUGUACAUCGACAGGAAGAGACACACAUACAAUACAAGAGUAUAAAAGGAGGACAAGAUGAUUGAGUGAUUGGUCCAUGCAUGCACCUCUUGCCACGGGCUGUCUGAUGACAGCAGGAUGUUGAGGGCAUCCUGGAAGUCACCCCAGAUGAGCGGAUCGGCCAGCGCCUCCUCCGCCUAAAGGCACGUACACGCAGUACACACACUCAUGCCAUCAGCACUGUCCGAUUGAGUGACUCACUUGACUGGGGAAGGUGUCUUUGAUGAUGUCUGGCAGGCGUCUUUUGCCGACAAAGUCCUUGUCGUCCUGCGUGAUCAGGCGGUCCUCAAAGACCCGCAGACACUCGUUGCGCCACAGCCGGAUGAGCGUAGUGCCGGCGUUGACCACCUGCGGAUCGGCCAGCCACACGCCCUGGUACACACGCGACAAGUCGCGCAAAUUGAAGACAUAGUGGAACUUGGAGGGAGUCCUGGGCAGCGCCUCGAUGAUGCUGUCCUGCAGCUGGAGGGUGGCCUGCGGGAGUUUGGAUGCCACCUCCUGCACCGCUUCGCUGAAUGACAUGAACUUGUGGUUGAGGAUGGUCUUGUAGAUACGGUCGAUGCUGCUCUGUGAGGGGAAGCUCAUGUGGAUGGCGGCGAACAGAGACACGACUCGGGGAUCGACGCGGUUGCGGCCAGCGCCUGGUGGAUUCAUGGCCGCGAGCCACUCGAUGUCCUUGAGAAUGAUCUUGUCCAGGUCACCACCUCUCUCGAACAUGUGCUGCCGCUCAAUCACAAACUUGAGCAGAGCCAGCGGCUGCUGUGUGCCGUAUGUGUCAAUCUGAAAACACAAAAACGAGCAGACUCCCUGUGACUGUCUAUGUGUGUGCAAAAGACCGACCUUUGGCAUCGACAAGUCGUCAACGAAGAUCCGGAGUGUCUUCCCUGACGGCGGGCCAAAUAUACGGCCCGUCCGCUUGUCGACGUUGUCCUGUAUGGUCUUCUGUAGGUCCAUGGAUGAGGUGCGGCUCGAGAGGUUGAUGUUGAGCUGCAGUGCGGUCUCAGGGUCGAGGCCGUCCAGCCAGUUCAUGACGGUGACCGACUUGGCUGUGCCAGACUCGCCGACGAAAAGAGUGGGCCGCUGCCUGGUCAUGAACUGCUCCAGCAGCCACGAGUACCGCACCGUGUCGACAGUGGGCACCAGGAUCUUGGUGAAUUGCACGUCGGGAGGUGGUUUGUACUCGGGCACCUUCUCCUCCCACGGCACCCAUCGCCCCUGGUUGAUGUCGUACAUGGUCUCAUACAGGCUCUGUUUCGGCAGCAGCCGAUUGGCGACUUUCUUGAGGAACUCGUCGAAUUUGGGCCGCUCGUUGUCGGCGAGACAUGCGCCGACCGACCAGACGAGGCAGAAGAUGAAUAUGUUCUCGACGUGCUCCAUGGAGAUGAUGUUCUCGUUGGGCACCAUGGCGUCGAAAAGGAUGCACAGCUGCGUGACCAUGUUUAGAUCGGUGCGCGGCAGCGACUGCACAAGGGGGUUGCCGAUAUCGUCACCAUCGCGGCCCUCGAGGACGUGAGCGGUGCACAGGGGCAGGUACUUCUCGUAGAGCUCCUCCAGCACUUCGUAGAGUUUGUCAUUAUUCUUGUCCCGACACCACUUGUCAUAGUACGGGCCAUAGCCGAGGUUCCGUGAGUCCACGUAGACCAUGCCGCAACGGGAGAUGGUGGCUGGCGACGCGUACUGGAGGUCGUACACCUCGAACAGCAUGGAGGCAUGCCUUUGCAGGCGGAUGCGCUCGCCGUUGGUGAGUGUGAGGAGUUUGUUGUCGUCCAUCACGGUGUUCAUAUUUUCGACCCAGACAGCGUCGACAUCGCCGUCGUAGACAAUGUAGCGUCGCUCCUUCUUGCCGGACGGGAGGGGCUGAUUGAUCUCGCGGAAGAUCUUAGACAGAAGACCGUCGGUCCAAUCGCGAGUGGCCGGAUCUGGAUACAUAUACAAAGACAGGGGGGAUGAUCGAUGGAUGUGCUUUCUGUGUUGUGGCAGAUGGCUCACCAAGCACGCCAUAGAGUUCAUUGACGGUUUGCGCCUUGGGGUUGAUGAUAAAGAGCUUGGUCGGCUCGUCGAAGGCGAUCUUCUGCGCGGCGGCCAGUGUCUCGAUGACGACUGUCUUCCCCCCGCCCGUGGGUCCGACGAUCAUGGUGGUGUGUCUGGUGAGCAUGGUCUCGUACAGCUGCAUGACCUUGUCCACCUGCAAGUCGAAUAAAUGCUCGUACUUGGACUUGAACCCCUUGCUGAUCAGAUCCUGAGGAACAAAUACAGACAUGGCAAAGACAAGCAGAGGGCAGCAUGUGGCGUGUCUUGAUUAAGUCUGAUUUACCUCCUCGAUGGCGGCCUUGAGUUUGGGGUACCCGACCCUUGGGCAGUCGAGGCCGGGGAAGAGGUCGUUGAGGAGGCCCUGGAACAGGGGCACGUCCUGCUUGACGAACUUGGGCAUGUUCAUGUCUCUUAGGGCCCGCAUCAACACCAGUUCCUCCUGCAAAUCGGGAGCGCCUCGCUUGAGGGAGCCAGCCAUAACCAGCACGGAUUUGAGGGCACGCAGCUUGAAGUCAUAGUGGUACUGCUUCGACAGCUGCGCUUGGGCGAGCGCAUACAGCACCGUCAUCUUCUUGGCCAAGAUGCGCGCAACAGAGAAACCUGAUCGGUAAUGAAUAUAUAGCAGGAACGUUGGCACGUGGAGGUGAAGGCUUACUGACCUUCCGACAUGAGCAUGAUCUCGCAAAUCAUCAUGAGAUCGGGGACAAUCAUGGUCACGGGGCGGAAGAGGGCCUUGAGGUUGUCGGGCAGCUCAGACCUGCCGGCGUAUCCGGGAUUCAUCGUGACGAAUAUGCCGACGGCGGGAAUGAGGUUGAGGUCCUUGCCGAGCAUCUCGAUCGUCCUCUUCUUGUACUGCAGGCCCAGCUGGAUGGUCUUGAUCUGCGCCGACACAACCGACAACACUUCGGGGUUGAUGCGAUUGAACUCGUCGAAGCACCCCCAGAAGCCCGUCUGCACGAGGCCCGAGAAUAUCGUCCCCAUGGCCCGGUAGUCGAGCCCCUCGCCGCAGUUCAUGACCACGCAGCGGAUGGCCAGCGACUUGCCGAGAUCCUUCACCGUCUCGGUCUUGCCCGUCCCUGCCGGACCAGCCGGGGCGCCGCCGAGGUAGAAAGUGAGGGCCGUCGUGAGAGUCAUGACGCAGCGGUCGGUGAGGGGCGUGAUCACCAGACGGCCAUUCAGACCCUGGUACUCGUAACCGUACCUGCACCAUAUUACCCACAUAUGCAUUGACGUGGAUGUCUCUCCUGUGACUGACCUGAACUGUCCCGUGCAUUGGCGGAUGACGAUGUCGUCGAGCUUGCGGUCCCAGUAGAAUCUCAGCUGGCUCUCCCACUCGAACUCUCGCGCGUCAAGGAUGGAGUCGCGCACGAACCGGUCCACAAUGUCUCGCGCGUGCACAUCCAGGAUGAUAAGGGUGUUAAUCUUUUUGCGCACGCGGCCAUCCAUGGGCUGGCGGACCAGCUCGACGAGAUCGUUGACCUGCUUGGUUUCCCGAGCAGCCUCCUCCUUCAUGGCGUGCUUGUUCCCCUCCGAGACUUUUCGGAAUGUGUCCUCGACGCCCCACGUCCACCAGAUCUGUGAGCCGCCCAGGGCCACCAUGCCCAGCCGCUCCUGCACCCAUUGCACGCUGAACAUGAGUACACACACAUGCACACACACACAUGCACAUGAGUUGUCGGGUGCUUAUGUGUAGUCAAUCACCGGUCCAUGGUGGCAUAGUGGAACACGCCCUCCUUCAUGAUGCGGAGGAGGGUGCUCUUCAUCUCGUCAUCGACGCGAUUCAUCCACUCCUCGACGGCCCCCUCUGCCUUCUGCGGCUGGUGGAACGAGUACGACUCGCCCUCGUCCGACACCAUCCCCAUGACCUGCUUGCCGCGUCCGAAGGUCAGCUCCUUGCAGUUGUCGUACAGCUUGAGCAUGUGCUGCUGCACCGCCUGGGGGUCGGACGAGCCGAGGAUCGACAGCAGCUCGUCGUCGGAUAUGAAAUAGAAGCUGAGACACACACGCGGGAGAGACAGGGGAGACACAGGGUUCGCCAUGUUCUCGUGCUGGGUAGGCGAACCGAGGGAAGGCAUUUCGUUUGGUAUCGAGGUAGUCGGAUAGGGAUUUUUGGCAUCGAUCCAGCUCGGUGGCAAGGCCCUUGAGCUCCUCCAGCCGUCCCUCAGAGCAGCAGGCUGUCAGCACAUUGGGGUUUUGGAAGGUGUGCGUCAUAAGGGCGCGGAAGAGCUUGUGGAUCUUGUCGAAUUUUUUGGCCUCCUCGGGGAGCUGCAGCCGGAUGUCGUCCGAGUCGAGGAAGAUGCUCUCGAGGUACAUCCACUUGCGCUGGACCUGCAUCCAAUGGUCGAACACCUCCCCGAUGGUCGACAGCGAUUUCUCCCACUUCUUGAUCCGCUCUAUGAGAGGCGCGGCGAAGCGCGAGGCCGUCAUGCUCUGCAGCUGCAGGAUGUGGUCCUCGAGCAGCGUCUUGAGCUCCUCGUUGGCCUUAAGGACGUACCCGCGGUCUUCCGACUUGUACUUGGAAAUCUCGAAGGUGAAGGAACGCCACGUGGACUCGAUCUUGCCAAUGUUCGUCUCGAGUUUGAGCUCCUCCUGUGCUUCCUGGACGAUCUCCUGCACUUCGUCGGGGAAGCGGUGCAGCUGCAUGUCGAAAACGGUGGCUAGGGUGAACUUCUUCAUGUCGAUGUCGGAGUCUAGUCCAGCCAACGCCAGCAGCCGCUUCCAGUGUUGCGGCCGGAUGGCGUCGUGCUUGAGCUUCUCGAUGAGCGGCACAGAGUUCUUGAAGGAUGUGAUGACCUCCUCUAACUUGCGGAACGUCUGCAAUGCGUGGCGGGAGACAUGCGAAACAGAUGUGUUCCUCUCUUUCGUACGAUACUGACCACGAGUUGUCCAAGCUCUGGGUGGUCCUUUGGGAGUUUGCGUAUUUUCUUGUCGAAUCCCUCGACUGCCUUUGAGAGGGCCUGUAUGUCCACCUUAGACCAGUUCUGGCUGCUCCAGUCGUUGACGGCCGUGCUGUGCUCCACGUAGAUGUCAUACACAAUUUUGAGCAGACGAAGCUCCUUCUCCAAAGCGAUCAGCUCGGGAUAGCUGUAGACAUCGACACGUUCCGUACAGUAUAAGACAUAUAUAUGGAUGAGGAGACACGAGACUCGUUCAUGUGCUGACCUGCUUAUGGGGAGCAUGAACAGCAUCUCAGCCUUGACGAGGUUCUCCCUGCGGUUCUGGAAUGUGUUGAGGUCGCUCUGAUACUUGCGCAGCAGCUCCACGCCGUCGUCGAGAGACACGUCAGCCGCGCCCGGACCAGACUCCUUGAAGGUCUUGCACAGAUGCCUGCACUCGAGGACGAAUUCCUCCACCUGCUGCUGCGUCACGUUGGCAAACUCCCGCUUGGUGCGGAUCAUGCGGCGGUCCUUGGUGAGGGCGGCGUCCUUGAGAUUCUUCCAGUCGCUGCGGAGGUUCUGUGCCGCCUCGAUCUGCUCCUGAUCGACCGUGCACUUGUAUAACUGCAGAGUGUGGUAGCGCUCCUCCACAUCGGCAAUCCUGAAUGGCCACAGACCAGUGAGCCAAUGUGUGGAUGCCAACGCUAACACACCUGAUUUCCAUGUCGAGAGACACGGCCUUGAUCUUUGUGAUCUCGUUCAGGAGGAACUUGAGCUGAUCCAAGGAGCUGGGGGGAGCCUCGAUGUUCUCCCUGCACACGUAUGAAUCCACACGUGAAUGCAUCAACAGCGAGACAUGUCGAUGGACCUGACUGCAUGAUGCUACCUGAAAGUUCUGAUUUCUGUGGUGAUCUUCUGGAGGUCUUUGUUUGCCAGCUGGUUGAGAAUGCGGCCGUAAUCGGCGACCCACUCGAGUGCUUGGUGACGGAUACCGGCUAUUACCGCACUCGAGUCGAUCCGAAUGAAGCCGAUGUCUUUCUCAGACGGCAACGCGUUGAGGUCCUCAGCGAGCUGAGACAACACACCACACGCAUGUUGUGAAUGAUGUCAUUCUCUCUGUCUGGUGCUCCAACUCACACCUUCUUGUAGACCCAGAUGUAGAUGUCGAAGUACACGACGUUGGGUUUCUUGUCCAUGAGUUUCUCGAGGUCGUGUCUCCUCUUGGGAUCCCACAGGCCCCACUGCGUCUCGUAUUUCUUCCACGACUUGAGGUAGCGAUUCAUGUUCUGGAACACCUUUUGGAUGGCGUGAUGGUUGGCUAUGGUCAUGUCAAUGAGCGCUGGGUUUUGGGAUAUGUCCUUAUAGAACGUGAACUGGUUCUGGCUGUCCUCCUCUUGACCCGGCUGGGGAGGCACCAACCUACACGCAGCACAAUGUAGCGUUUACAUCCGCUUGUGUGUGUGGCUUCCUUCUCGCGUGCUCACAUACUUGCAGGUGCCGUCCAUCCAUCUGACGAACUGCUGUGCGGACUGCAGGACGUUCUGCAGCAGCUUCGAGAUGAGCUUGAAGAUAGACUUGAGCUGCAGCACAACCUCGGGCGGGUUGAAGUCCGCCUUGAUCUUCAACAGAGGCGGGCGCUUGGGGCCUGACGGACUCGUGCUGAACAGACUCUGGAAAGAGCUCAUCGCUGCGAGUAUCACACAACAGGCAGAGACAUGGGCAGCGGUGUGUGGGCGAAUCAAUGCGUACCCCUGAUGAGCAUGGUCGUGAGUGCGUUGAGUAUCCUCCGCUCCCAGAAUUGGUAGUACUCAGCCAUCGAGGGCGCCAUGCCCGUCUUGCUGCCCGCCGUCGUCUCCUCUAUCUUGAUCAGGAACGGAGUGAUGCCGUCAUACUUCUUCCGCAACUCGUCGAUCAGCACCGCACGAUGCUUCUCGAAGUACUCAUAAAACUCCUAACAAGUAGAAAAGAGACAAGGUCGCUGAUAGCAUUGCAUUUUCAUUACACAUGCCCACCUACCUGCACGUCCAGCAGUUCUUUUCUGUUCCAGUCGAAGUCCUUGACGAGCUUAGCGCCAUCGAUGGCCUUGACAACUGCCUCAAUCAGAUCAGCGUUCUUCUCCACCUGGUCGCGCGUCUCCUUGAAAGCCGAGAUGCCCCUGCAAACACAGAUGAGAGUGCGCGUAUGUCACUCUUUGCCGUGUGGAUGUUGGUGUCCCUCCUAUUACACACUUGUUGCACUCGUCAAUGAACUCCCCGAUACCGAGAGAGUUCCAAUUCAGCGGAGACAAACCCGUCUGCAGGUGACUGCGAAUGCACACAUGUAGCCAGCUUUAUCGCUCCUCCAUUGAUCUUCGCCGUUUCCUUACUUUUCGAGGUCUUUGAGUUGUUUGGAAAGGAGCUUCCUCUGGACGGGGCUGAGGUCGCCGACGACAUCCCUGUAGCUGGACAGCAUGAUGGUGAGCUGCUCGCAGUAGCCCCGAUACUUCUCCUGCUGCAAUGCCAUGUUGAGCACCGUGUGCGGUACAUCAAAGCCACCCAUCUGGUCGAUGUAGCGGGCGUCGCGCGUCAACAGCCACAGAUGAGGGCUGAAAUUCACCUUGUACUUGCCUGCGUGGUUGCAGCGCCAUGUGCAUUUCUGCGUCUGUGAGUGUUCUCACCCUUGUCCUUUGUGAGUAUGUUAGACUUGAGGCAGUUGACGACCGCAUCGCUGGCCUGCUGCUCCCAUGCUUCGAACUGCUGCUUCUCGUACUCCACUAUCUGCUUACCCAGUGCAACAUACUCUCGACACACCGCCUGACACAGAGAGUAGUACACCCCAAUGUCUCCACACAAGACGAAGAAGACUCCUGCUGGCUUGCCUGUCCUUCUGGCGUCUCGAGCAACUGCGGCAUUGUCUUGAACGCCAGCAUAGGCUCCUUGGCGCGCUGUAGUAUCGACCUCGCCCAUGCCAACGCUCCGGCAGUCGGCGGCUUGCCCUUGGUGAUUGGCGGCUGCGAGCUAUCGGCGUGAAACAACUGAUCGAUCUUACGCAACUCGUGACCUGGGCGAAAUAAGUCGACAUUCCCGUUUGUGCCUGUCUGAAAAUGACUGCCCACCGUAUUGCGUGAGUAUGUCGACGAAUUUGUCGCUCAUUUUGGCGUUGAUCUUGGGUCUGCUUUCGAUCUCCUUGAAGUUGCGCAGCAGCUGGAAGGCACCGACAGCCGACCGGAGGUUUCGAAAGCGGGUGUCGAUGAAAGCUAUCGCCUUGUUCUCAAUAACCUCGACCUGAACACGCAGCCAUGCGAUUAAUGCAUGUGGAAUGCGUGUCCGUCUGUCGAUUUCUUACCUUCUCCCUGAAUUGUGCCAUGAGUGUCUCCCAAGUGGAUGCGAAUCGCUCGUCAAACAUGUAGUCACGGACGGUCUCGAAAGAAGUCAGCAGGUCCCUGACGCGCCCCAGCAGCUCGUCGAUGCCCUGCGCGUCUCGCGUCACGGCCUUGAGCUCGGGGCCGAGAAACUUGUAGAACUGGUCGAGGACGUGUGCGAUUUCCCAUAGAUAGUCGCAUAUCUUGGACAUGUACUCAGUGCGCUUGAAUAGCCUCCUCCGGUCGAACUCCCACCUAUGGUCGCUGCCCGAGUCCUCGAUCUUCUUGCGAACGGCCAUGUAGCUCUCCUCCCACUUGUCGAGGCAUUGCUUGGCCUCAGUGAUCAGAGACAUGGACUUCUGCGGGUCCUCGUCGAACAGAGUCUGCAGCUGCAGAUCCUCUUCAACCUUAUCUGCGAUCUAUGACAGACAUGCACGACAUGACAGACAUGCAUUCAACUGUGUUCGUGGCCUUGUUGUCUUGCUUCUGCUUACCUGUUCGGCGAUUCGCACCAUAAGCGGCUCCAUCUGAUCGUCAGUGUUGUAGUGCCUCGAGAUGAUCCACACCAUCCGCACACCGUGCAGCAGCGAGGGCAGUGUCUCCAUCGCCUGAGUGAGGUUCCCCUGGCUCAAGUUCUUGAAAUGACGCUCCAGGGUCGACAAGAACUUGACAUUAUCCUUGGCCUCUACAUGCAGCUUCUGCAGGUCCCCAUAGCACUCUUGGAACCGCUGCAGCACCGGCGGAUCGCUCACCACCCGCAGGUACCUGGUCACCUUUUGGGCCGCCGGCAGGUUGAGCUGCUCGUAGAGCGUGCUGACUGCACUCGUCCGGUCCCGCCAGUAGUCUAUCUCAGCUAGAGGGUAUUUGUUGUCCCGCUGGCGUGCGUUUUCUGCUUUGAGGACGUUUGUGAUGAUGAGAAACCACUCUUCGACGGUGUUUUCAAGGCUGCUGACAAGCUUGUAGUCCCGAGUGGGCUGAGGCGCCUGCAGCUCGUCGUGGGGCAGCUCCGGCAGCCAAAUGUGCACAUUGCCGUACACCUGGCUGAUCGUGUGGCUCACUUGAGCCAGAAACUUCGACAUCUUUGCAAUACACACACAAGCGCACACAACCGACAUGGAUGAUUGUUGGUUUCCUCUUCACUUCUCUUACCGAUCCGCAUAUUUCGUCGUGAACGUGUCCUGGUAAUUCGAUAGCCCGCUGUGCCUUGGCGGACUUGGGUGCUCUUGUGAGGGUCAUCCGCCUCUUAGUGGUCUUCUUCUUCAGCUUUGCACCUGCCGCCGCCAUCGCUGCCUGCUCAGGUGGCUUUGAAGCUUCGGUGGCUGCCUCUGGUGGCGGAUGCUCCUCCUCCUUCGCCGCCUCGGCUGUCUCCUCCUGACCCUCAGCCGCAACAGCCUCUUGUUCCUCACCCUCAGCAGCCUCCACCUACAGGCAGAGAGAUGUGCAUCAAUUAUCGUGUGAGAGCAAGAGGAACUCUCAGUGAUGACGUAAGUACCUCCUCCGCUCCUUCUGCCUCCUCGUGUGCGGCCUCCGGCGCUGUCGCAAUUUCCUCUGCCUCCCCUUCUGGUUUCUCUUGUUCCGCCGCCUCUUCAGCCUCCUCACCCUCAUCCGCCUCGUCCUCAUCUUCUUCCUUCUCCUCGCCAUCGUCGCCAGCAAGCUUCUCUCCCUCUUCCUCCUCUCCCUCGGUCGGCUGCUCGACAGGAGAGGUAGGCUCGGCCGCCCGCGUCACGCUGUCGCCCGAUCCCUCCUUGACGGCGGUGGCCUUUUUCCUCUCGAGGGCUGGCAUGUAGAUCUCUUUCAGCAGCAACUUCAGGUCGACAAGGAAGUGGCCGUGGAGGCAGCCAAGAGCGAUGCAAUUCGACAUCUCCUCGUGCGGAAUCUGCAGUGAAAAGACACGCACGCGUGCACAAAUUGUGGAUCCGUAUGUGCGACAGAGAGAGAGCUCACCUUGCCAGCAGUGUCUAUAGGUCCGUCGACACCUUUGAUGAAGUAGCAUGUGAGGACUGGGCUGGCUUGCGGCGGGAGGAGAUCCACGGCCAUGUAAAGAAGGUCCUUGGUCACCCAUAUCUUCUCCACCUUCUGAACCGUCUCGUACUUCUUACUCUUCCGUCUGCCUGGACCUACCGGAAUGGUGAGCGAGUCGCGGUGCUCGCCUGCUGGUUCAUCCACGGCUGUCUCCAGCCUCUCGUCAGCCGCCUCAGGCGCUGACUCCUCCCCUCCUUCCUGCACAACACACACACACACACACACACGCACACACACAGACACACAGACACACAGACACACAGACACAGAGUGCGCGAAACACUUUGAAUAUGGAAUGAAAGAGCGACCUGUGGGUUCACUGCUGAAGCAUCGGCGUUUUCUGUGGGAGGUGCCGCGUCUGCAGCAUCGGCGACGGGAGGAGGUAUGUCUGCUGCCUCCCCGUUGUCUGUCUCAGCAGCGCUUGAGUCAUCGGCCUCCUCGUCCGCAACCUCCACCUUGUGCUCCACUGACACACACACAAUCAAACAGACAGACAGACAGACAAGUGAGCCGACCAAACAAACAAACAAACAAACAAACAAACAAUCACAGGCAGACAGACACAAAAAGCAGACGGACAAAUGUGAAUUGAUUGUCAUGCACCCGUACAUGAUACAUCUAUGUAUGUGUUCGCACCGAUUAUCUCUUGCUGCUCGGUGGUCUGCAGAGCGUAGAAGAACAGACUCUUGCCCUUGGCCGCCUCGUUGAGGAAUUUCAUCAGCUCUCCCUCCGCCCACCGGUCCUCCUGCAACCAACAAGCCGCAACAAGAUAUAUGCAUGCACUUCAAUUUCCUGGAGCGUGAGACUGCUGCCGGAUCUGUCCGAUCCUCACCCGCGCCAAGAGGUCGUCCCAUUUGUCCGCCUUGACAGAAAGGUAGUCGAGCACUUUGCCCUUCACCCAGUUGCGGCGCAAAUCAUACGCCAUCCCCUCUCCAACAGCAACACAGCACUCGCUAUGUCGUCAGCGACCAACGUCGCUCAAAAACCUGCCA